AUGACGGAGUACUGGAAGUCCAACCCCAUGUACUGGUGCCAGAUCUGCAAGGUCUGGCUGCAGGACAACGUGACCGCCAGGUCGAACCACGAGCGGGGCAGGCGGCACAAGGAAAAUCUGGCGAAGAAGCUGCGUGACAUGAGGAAGACAGCAGAUGAUCAAAUCACUGAAAGGGAGCGAGUGGAUGCCACCCUCAAGACCAUAGAAGCCAAGGCCCAGGCGCAGUAUGAGGCAGACCUCAAGGAACAAGCCACCAUCCAGGCACCCCGUCCUCAGACCCCGCUCGCCAACCAAUCAUCAGCACAGGAGAGCCAGCCAUCGACGUCCCAGCACGGCACUUGGGAAGACGAUCCUGAUAGCGGGUAUCACUACCACAGUGUCUACAGGCACUACUAUGACCCGAAGUCUGGAUGGUAUUACGGAGGUGACCCCCCGCAAUGGACUCAGCAGCCUAACAUUCCGGAGGCAUGCAGGUUUGGGGGGACAUGUCAAAGCUGUUGGCAGUUAGGGCAAGCUGGAGGGACAGGAGCUGGGGAUGCACUGGGAACCGGCCGGUCGGCUUCAGCCGAUCCUGCACAGCUGUAUGAGGAGCGGACAGUGAAGGUGGUGGUCCCUUCGCACCCUUUAGCCCAGCUCGGAGGUCAUGGCAUGCCAUCGGGGGGAAAGGUAGGGGCUGCAAAGAAUCUUGUUGCCGUCGAGCCCAAGGCGAGCAAGAAGCGGGAGAGGGAGGAGGAAUUGGAGGAAGAUGGCUUGGAUCAGGAAGAGUUGGAGGCGCGCAGAAAGCGGGCAGCUGCACGGGCCAGGGUGGAGCAGCGAACCCUGGCCAAUUUUGGGCUGGGAUAG
Molecule: messenger RNA, 843 nt
Organism: Ostreobium quekettii
Lineage: Eukaryota; Viridiplantae; Chlorophyta; Ulvophyceae; Bryopsidales; Ostreobiaceae
Source: the annotation of a GenBank genome assembly